CGUAUCGCAACAAGCAAAAUCCUCGUUCUAUACUUGUCCGUGUGCCAGGACUUCAACACCAAUCUACCAAGUGUAUCUGUAUCUGUGUAGCCGUGUGUGUAUCUGUGUCUGUGUGUGAGUCUGUUCUAGCUCUCGUCUCGUCUUGUUUCGUGGCGCGCGCAUUGGAAGAGGAAGUUCUGUUGCUCGCAACUGGAAUUGUAGUUGUAACUGGAAGUUCUGUUGGCGUUCUGGAAGCAGCGGCAGCGACAGCGACAGCGGCAGCACCUUCUUCUUGACGGGUUCGCGUUUGUGUUAUUGCCUAGAUAUCAGUCAGUUCAGUCGAAGGCUUACUGCGAUCGCGACGUACAAGUGCAAACGUUCCUCCGAGAUCUCAAACGCGUUCGCUUAAACAUACACUCAAGCUCAUAAGAGAAGAUCCUUUUUGCUUGUAGCAAACAUGGCCAAAAUCAUUCUGUUUUGUGUGCUUAGCCUUUUGGCAUGCGCUGCAGGUCAACGCAUUACUACCAUACAUCUGGAUGGGGUGCAGUACUUCAUCAGCCGCAUGAAUCCCUAUUCGCCGGAGCUGAACUACUUCCUGGCGUAUCAGUACUGCCGCUCGCUGGGCCUGCAGCUGGCCUCGUUUGAGACCAAGGAGAAGGCCGAAUCGAUGACUACGUAUCUGAAGAAUGCCGGCUAUGGCAAUUAUGAUUUUUGGACUUCCGGAAAUCGCUUGGGCACGGGCAUGUUCCUAUGGAUGAGCACCGGUCUGCCGUUCAAUGCCACCUUCGACUUCUUUGAGAAUUCGGCUGAUGCCAUUCAAGCUGGCCUGCUCGAUCCCGUCGAUCACAACAGCAACACCUCGCCUCAGCGCACGGCACGCGACAGCAGCAGUGGUGCCGAAAAGGGCUGCGUCAUACUGAAGCAGCCGACGCUGAAGUGGAUGCCCGAGGACUGCUCGGCCGUCAAGGACUUUAUUUGCGAGCAGACACGCUGCUAUUACUACAACUAUGGCAGCAUUCCAGUGUCGUCUGCGCAGGGACGCCCCAUCACCUCGACCACGCCGCGCUCUGCCGUUCCACUGCAUCUGCCCAGCACCACGCCGCUGCCACUCAUCAUGUCGACCAGCAGCGCCAGCGGCUCACUGUUUGCCAAGCCCAAGUCCACACUAAGCGAUGCCUCUGCCGAUGCUGCCCACCAGCCCUCGACUGUGUGGUUCAAGCUUAAUCACGAUCGCGCGCUUGUGGACACAGAUGUUGCCGAUGCCGAUGCUGAGCUGGAGGCGGAGGCAGAGGAGCACGACGAUGCCGAUGCUGAUGCUGACUUCGAUGAGCACGAGACUGCUGAUGGCAACUCCAAUGAGCAUGCCCGUGAGCUUACCGAGGGCGAGCACGUUUUUCCACUGAAUGACAAUGAGCUGCACAAUGAGAUGCAUUCGAUUGAGGAGCUACAGCUGCAGCUGCAGGCGCAGGCCAAUGAUGAGCAUGUGGAGCACGAGGAGGAAGUGCCUGAGGCGGAGGCUGAGCAGGAGCACGAACCGGAGCCAGAGGCGGAGACGCAUUCCGAGUCGGUGGCCAAGGUGAGCGAUGUGCCUGCGGCGCUGCCCAGUUCAACGGAGUCGCCGGCCAUUGAGGUGCGUCUGAAGCAGAUAGCUCAGGACUUUGAGAAGAUGACCAGCUCGCAGGAGAUGCAGCGCAACAGUGGCGUCAGCAAGGAUGAACUGACACCGCAAUCCUCGCUGUCCUUGAGCGAUCUCAUACGCACUCUGCGUCCCAGCGAACAGCAGAUCAUACCACAAAUCGACUCGGACUACUCCAAUGCCAUGCGCGUGCUGGGCAAGACCUCCUCCGCCGUGGUGAACAAUGAGGAUACGCGCAAGUUCAAGGUGCUGCCGGAGCUGCAUGGCUUCUAGGUUGAGAGGAUUUAAUGGGGCAACGCUGGCUUGUGGGUUCCACUGAGGAAUGUGCAUUUUAGAUCAUCACAAAAUGACGCUUCUCUCUGCGGACCUGCAACAGUCUAGACAUUUUUCAUUAGCAUAUCGAGAGUAGAGAACCUAAAGUGUUAAGACCACAACUACUUAUAAAUAAACACACAUAUACAUACACAUACAAACAUACAAAAAACAAACUACUAUUAUAUGCUUUAAUUGUAUGACAAGCAACAAAAAAACAAAAAAACACAACACAACAAGAACUCUUCAGUAAUAAAAACGAAUUUGGUAAAUGUA
This is a messenger RNA of Drosophila busckii, 2203 nucleotides long. RefSeq names its product serine-aspartate repeat-containing protein I (gene nw). Gene Ontology annotation, biological process: biological process involved in interspecies interaction between organisms. NCBI's taxonomy places the organism in Eukaryota, Metazoa, Arthropoda, Insecta, Diptera, Drosophilidae. Gene Ontology annotation, molecular function: carbohydrate binding. The transcript is spliced from 4 exons. Gene Ontology annotation, cellular component: external side of plasma membrane. The record is from RefSeq and is a predicted model, not a curated record. Bases 437 to 1888 code for a protein of 483 amino acids.